AGGAGUCUUGAAGCCAGAGAAGAAUGGAGAGGUGGACUGGCACUCAGCCCUGACAUUUAUAGGCCAGGUCCUGGCCUGCUACCCCAUCUAGCUCAUUGGCUUCAAACACUGGAUCAAUCCUUUCCUGUCCAUGAAGGGUUGGAUGAAGAAGGUCCAGGGUACAUAUCGUUAUGGAGACUCCUCUUGAGAAGGCACUGACCACCAUGGUCACCACUUUCCAUAAAUAUUCAGGGAGAGAGGGUAGCAAGCUGACCCUGAGUAGGAAAGAACUGAAGGAGUUGAUCAAGACAGAGCUGAGUCUUGCAGAGAAGAUGAAGGAGAGCAGCAUUGAUAACUUGAUGAAGAGCCUGGACAAAAACAGCGACCAGGAGAUUGACUUCAAGGAGUACUCUGUGUUCCUGACCACGCUGUGCAUGGCCUACAAUGACUUCUUCCUAGAGGACAACAAAUGACCAGGACACUGGCAGCUCCUGAUCCUGACCUCUGCAGCCUCUUUAACUGCCCCUCCUAUGGCCCCUGCCCUUCUCUUUCUCCCAGAUGGAUCCUUCCAGCAGAGAAAUAAAGCCUUAUCCAUUACA
Molecule: messenger RNA, 578 nt
Organism: Mus musculus (house mouse)
Lineage: Eukaryota; Metazoa; Chordata; Mammalia; Rodentia; Muridae
Gene: S100a5
Product: S100 calcium binding protein A5
Exons: 3
Coding region: 171-452 (93 amino acids)
Cellular component (GO): nucleus
Molecular function (GO): calcium ion binding; transition metal ion binding; zinc ion binding
Source: RefSeq, marked validated